CGUGCUCUCCCGGAAGUGCCGCCGUGCCUGCGCUCUAUUUUUUUCUCCGAGUUCCUCCACGCUCAAAACAAACGGAAUGUGGAGGAAAUCAAUGGAAACUGUCACCGGCCUGAUGACUAACCCGCGGGUUCUGGUGGCUGGAUGAUCCCGGGUUCGAACUGGCUGUUAUGUUCGGUUCCGUAACCAGAGAAACCGCUGAGUUUCGGACCGUCGGAUCGGCUGUUAUGGGUCUAAUAAUCCGAGCGGAUUGAGCUCCAGGCGGAUGUGUCGGUGUCAGCGAGGAGGAGGCCCGUGUGAUCGCGUCAGCCGGUACUUUGUUCGCUCGGGCUGCCGCUAUGGCUUCGGUUCUGAGCUGCUUCUCCGGGCCGGAGGUUCUGGAGGACGUGACGCACGCUCGGGGUUUGAUGAGGGAGCUGAAGCUGCUGUACGACUCCCGCCUGCUGGGGGACGUGACCAUCGCCGUGGAGUGUGAGGAGGAAGAGGAGGACGAGACCCCGGAGCCGGGAGCGACCACAAGCGGACACCUGUUCCUGUGCAGCCGCAACGUGCUGGCCGCCGCCAGCCCCUACUUCAAGAGCAUGUUCACCGGGGGCCUGAACGAGUCCAUGCAGGACCGGGUGGUCAUCCGCGGCGUGGACUCCGAGUCCAUGUCCGUGAUCGUGGAUUACUGCUACACCGGCAGGGUGACCAUCACGGAGAGCAACGUCCAGAGGCUGUACGCGGCGGCCAACAUGCUGCAGCUGGAGUACAUCCGGAAGGCCAGCUCCAGCUUCAUGACGCGCAGGCUGGAGGUCUCCAACUGUGUGGGCAUCCUGAAGUUUGCAGACACCUACGACAACCCUGAGCUGAAGGAGAACGCCUUGGCCUUCAUCGCCAGGAACUUCAGCCAGGUGUGUCAGGGUGGAGAGCUGUGCGAGCUCAGCCUGGAGCAGCUGAAGGAGCUGCUGUCUCUGGACAUCCUGGACGUGGACAGUGAGAAGAAGGUCUGCUCGGCGGCCCUGGAGUGGAUGGAGGUCAACGCUGUUCUGCAUGACGAGGAUGCACUGCAGGUGCUGGAGUGCGUGCGCUGGAACCUCUUCACCGAGAAGGACAAGUGCUACCUGGAGGAUCUGGUGACCAAGCCCUUCGUGGAGAAGCACCUGCCGUCCUUCUUCAAACCGACCACGGUCGACGGCUGUAUGUCUGCGGCCUCCGAGUCCCCGAAAUGCAGAGUUGGCAUGAGCGCGAAGGAGAUGAUCCUCUUCUUCGGCCUCCCCAACGACAACAUCAUGUGCUGUGACCCCUACUCCGAGGACCUGUACUUCAUGAACCCUCCUCUGCAGGAUCUCAACGGCCAGGAUUACAAACGGUCCACUAUGGAGUCCUUGAUCGCUUGUGCCACACCGGAGAACAACCUGUACCUGGCGUCGCACUUCUCCAGACAUUUCUGGUUGUACAACCCCGUCCUGAACAGCUGGCAGGAGCUGGCGGAGCGGCCUCUGGGCAGGAUCCACUCCGGGAUGGGAUACCUCAACGGACACGUCUACCUGAUCGGAGGGAGGAAUCCGGUGACCGACGCCAGGCUGAAGGAGGUGGAGUGUUACAGCAUACAGAGAAACCAGUGGACCUUCGUGGCCCCUUUGCCCCACUCGUUGGGUAAAAUGCAGGUAGUUGCCCUGAACGAGCAGCUGUACGUGGUGAAUAAAAGGAGGAUGCUUUGCUACGACCCCAAGAGGAACCGCUGGCGCCACUGCGGCUCGCUGAGGAGGGACAAGCUCCACAAGGCCUGCGUCUUCCAGGAGCAGAUCGUCUGCGUCUGCGACAUCCCGGUGGUGAAGGCCUACAGCCCCACCAGGGGGGAGUGGAGGAGGCUGGGGGACAUCCCCAUCGACAGUCGGGCCUUGAACUACCAGGUGAUCCAGCACAGCGGCAAGCUGCUGCUCCUCACCCAGACGCUGCUGCAGCACAACAAGAACAGAGUCCUGAUCCACGAGUACGACCCCGAGAGGGAUGCAUGGAAGAACAUCAUGGCGGUGUACGUGUCCACGUUGGGGCCCGUGUGCGUGUCCACACGCGUGUACCCGGCGUGCCUGGGCUCCGCUCACAGCUUCUCCACCGAGGAGGAGGACGACAGUGGCUCCAGCGCCGACUGGGACCUGGACGGGUUGACGGAUGCGGACUCAGACUCUGGCAGCUCCAGCUCUUUCUCAGACGAGAACUGGUAAAAAUAGAGAAAAAAAUUCUUAUUUACAAAAACACCUGAUUAAAAGCAAGUCUUUAUGAUGAGAUCGGGAUACUUUCAAGUGCUUAUAAGACACCAGCUUAUGACUGCCAGAAACUACCACAGAUGGUACCAAUAAGGCCUUUGCUUUACUAGCAGAAGUACCUCAUCUCUAAGGAGCAUCCCUUCUUAGGUUGGAUAAAGGAAGCAACUUCAGGGAGGAAGAGUCAGUUCUAAAGGGAUAUUGAUCUGGAAAAUCUGUUCUCACCAACAUCCAUUUUCCCACCAGAAGUCACAUGACAUUGGAUUUCCUGCCCCAAAUCUCCAUGUGAAAAUAAAUCAUAAUAAAUUAUUUCAAUUUUGAUGCUUACUCAUGCUAAACUUAUUAGGGUUUUUAUUUUGAAAAGAAUACCUCAAACAGCAGUAAAUACCCUCUUAUGUCAUGCAGAUGAAGGAUGAACUUAUCAGAGGUGUAAACUCCUUUUUUCUCAAAAGUGAUUAUGCGUUUUCGUAACACUUCCAGUAUUACAAACAAUUUAACCUCAAUCGUUUCAUUCCAGGUUAAGCCAAACUUUUAUUUUGGAAAUGAAUCAGUAUUUUUAUCUUAAAAACCUGCAGGUAGAACACUAAUGUUAAGCUCUUCAAGUGGGAGGUGACAGAACAAUAAUGAACAGUCCUUAAUUUAUUGUAAAUGUUGAGACACUCAAUUCAGGGCUCAGAGUGGUUAUUAUACUUUUUAAUUUAAAAAUAUGUUGACAUAAAAGCAAUUUUUACAGCAAAGAAAGCCAUUAAUGAAGGCCAUUUUUUUUUUGUUUCAAAGUCUCAAUAUGUUCCGGAAUAUACUUGAUUUAAUGUGAAAUGUUGUAGGAAACCGCAUACUUUGUUUGAGCUGAUCUCAAAGAACAAACACAAGGUCAUGGAUUUAGUCAGGAAUGCUUUAAUACUUCAACAAUCAAUGUUUGGAAUUUUGCCGACGCUGAUUGUUGUAUCAUCUUAUGUUUGUGUGGAAAUCUACGGAGCCACGGACGUGACAUAAAAAUAAAAAAAAUGUUUGUUUUUUUUAUUUUAUUUUUAUGUUAAUUAGUUUUUUUUGCUCUCAAAUUAGCCUUUUUAGCCACAAUUUAGUAUUUUGGGCAACAAAUCAGUAUUUUGUCGGUGCAAUUUAGCCUAUUUCAAUAAGGCAUUUUGGAAAAAUUGCCAUUUUGUGUGCACAAAUGAUCUUUUUGGGGGUUCUAUUUAGCAUUUCUUUUGCUUAAUUUAGCAUUUUGUAUCCGCAAAUGAGCAAUUUAUGAGUUCAAUUUAGUAUUUUUGGACUCAAUUUAGCAUUUUUUAGGUGCACAUAUUGUUUUGUGGAGACAAAUUAGGGGUUUUUUUUGGGGGGGGGGGGGUUGCUCAAUGUAGCAUUUUGUGUCCACAAAUUAGCAUUUUGUGAUCUCAAUUUAUAGCAUUCUUGGAUUCAAUUUAGUAUUUUUCAGGUGCAUAUUGUUUUGUGGAGACAAACUAGCAUUUUCCAGGUACAAAUUCACAUUUGGUGUCCACAUUUAGCUUUUUGUUUGCUCAAUUUAGCAUUUUUUGUACACAAAUUAGCAUUGUGUUUGCUUAAUUUAACAUUUUUUGAUAUAUCUAAUUUUUCAGGACAAAUUAGCAUUCUGUGUGUAUAAUUUAGCAUUUUGUUUGGUACAAAUUAGCAUUUUCUGAUUUCUUAUUAGCAUUUUUGUGGAAAAAAAUAGUAUUUUGUUUGCUUGAUUUAGUAGUUUAGUUGAUUUUGUAGCCAGAACUUAGUAUGUUGUGGGCACAAGUUAAUUUUUUGUGCGCUUACAUUAGCAAUUUGUGCACAUAAUUUAAUAGUAUGUGCACACAAAAGACCAUUUUGUGGGCGAAAAUUACAUGUCGCAGACACAAAUCAGUAUUUUGUGGACAAAAUUUAAUAGUUGGAAUUGAAGAUAUUGAAAUACUGAUUUAUUAAAGUACUAAUUUGUCCACAAAAUUGUAAUUUGUGUGCGCAAAAUAUAAAUCUGUUCACUUCUGCCUUAAAAAUGCUAGUUUUGGCCACAAUUUAAUAUUUUCUGGCCACAAGUUUUUUAGGGAGCAAUUUAUUAUUAUUAUUUCAAUGUCAUGUCCAGAGCUCCAUAGAAAACAGCCCUGAAAUGUGUUCUUUUGUCAUGUUGUGGUGUGAAGCCACACUAUGACUGUGAAAGGUGAGUGUUUGGAGAACUCUCAGGUUUGGGCUUUAGCAUAAGCCUCAUUUUCCAUGAAUGGGUUUCUCUUUAGAUGUUGGGUUAAACACUAUGAUGUAUUAUUUUAGUGAAUAUUGUUUUUACCCUAAAUCCUUUUUGUAAUUUAAACUCUAGAGUUCAACAACAUUUUUGUUCUGUUUUCAUUAUUGUUUUAAGCUGAACUAAAACUCUACAGUGUUGUGCAGAUUGGUUCCUGAUGCUGCAAAGCUCCUGACCUCUGGAUGUGUUUGUGUGCAGCUGCUGAUAAGCUCACGAGUGAAGUAUGAUCAAUUUGUGUGCAUCAGAAAGAAAAAGAAGACUUUAUUUGUUUUUUCCUCUUUUUUUAUUUAAAUAUUUGUAUACAAAUAGAUGUUUCCAAUUCAGGCCAGCUAUUGUGUUUUAUUUUUGUUGUGUUACCACCUUGUGCUUAAACUGAGAUGAUGGUAAGUUAUUCUGUGAAUGUUGUGAGCCUUUUGGGCAGAAAAAUUAAACUUUUAUUCUCAAUGGU
Molecule: messenger RNA, 4924 nt
Organism: Oryzias melastigma (Indian medaka)
Lineage: Eukaryota; Metazoa; Chordata; Actinopteri; Beloniformes; Adrianichthyidae
Gene: kbtbd7
Product: kelch repeat and BTB (POZ) domain containing 7
Exons: 1
Coding region: 336-2204 (622 amino acids)
Molecular function (GO): protein binding
Source: RefSeq, a predicted model, not a curated record